This is a messenger RNA of Prunus armeniaca (apricot), 375 nucleotides long. NCBI's taxonomy places the organism in Eukaryota, Viridiplantae, Streptophyta, Magnoliopsida, Rosales, Rosaceae. The record is from the annotation of a GenBank genome assembly.
AUGAGUCCUGUAAAGGCGAUGGCUUCCAAGAAGGUUCAUGUUGUUCUUUCCAGCAGAGGCAGGAGUGUUAGUACCUCUACUAUAAGCAGAGACUCUACCGGUAUUGUUGCUCAAAGCAAGACGAAUGCCUACAUUUCAACCCGAUGCAUUGCUUCCAUUUCACUUCCGUCCGAGUUGAAGGGAGUCUUUGAGAAACACAAGCUAGUCAUCACUCUUGCCUCAAUGGGGGCAAAGAAGGACAUCUUUCAAAGGAAGGAUAACUGGUCAUCAAGACUAAAAGGAGGCCUCGACUUACGAAAGACCCAAAGAAAGAGGCUUCAGAAGCGCACUCAGAGUCAUGUGACUAUUCUUGUUCAAUGGCCAUGUAGGUUAUGA